Messenger RNA from Melospiza melodia melodia, 3063 nucleotides. RefSeq names its product perilipin-4-like. NCBI's taxonomy places the organism in Eukaryota, Metazoa, Chordata, Aves, Passeriformes, Passerellidae. Gene Ontology annotation, cellular component: cytosol; lipid droplet. Gene Ontology annotation, biological process: positive regulation of triglyceride storage; lipid storage. The record is from RefSeq and is a predicted model, not a curated record. The transcript has 8 exons.
UUUUCUCUGCCCUGCCCAGCUGAGGAGGGGGUGAUGGAGUUGCUUUAGUGGGUACCUGGUCAUCCCACCCCACAGAGCAAACACAAUGCAGAUAAAAUAGUUCUCCCCUAUUUCUAACCUGACCCUUCCUGGGAGCAGCAGAAUGAUGGAUCCCAGCUUUGCUGCCCUCUGCUUUUCCCCUGUCCUGGCAGGAUUUGAUUUCUUUGGAGGCAAUGAUGUUGUGCUCAUGAUAACCUUGUUUUUCCUUCCAGCUGCAGCUGAAGUCAGUAUGGCCUCAGGAAAGACCCCAACCCCAGACCUGCUGAAGGCUGAGGAGCAGCACACUGUGAGCGCUGUCAACCGAGUCACCAACCUGCCCUUGCUCAAUUCUGCCUUCAACCUGGUCUCCUCUGCCUACAACCAGACCAAGGAGUGCCACCCCUGCCUCAGUGGUGUCUGCAGCGUGGCUGAGACCGUGGCUGCCGUGGCUGUGGGCAGCGUGGUCGGAGGGGCACAGCCCAUCCUGAGCCAGCUCGAGCCACAGAUUGCUCUUGUGAAUGAAUAUGCCUGUAAAGGUCUGGAUCAGCUGGAGCAGAACUUGCCCUUCCUGCAGCAGCCAGCAGACAAGGUGAUCUCAGACACCAAGCAGCUGGUGGCCACCAAAGUGACAUCUGCUAUGGACGCUGCCUGUGAGGCCAAGGAAGCAGUGGCUGACAAGGUCACUGAAGCUGUGGACCUCACUAAAAACGUGGUUGGGGACAGUGUCAAGCUGACCAGGUCUGUGGUCACCUCCACUGUCAGCAGCGCUGUGGAGGCUGCCCAGGGGGCCAAGGAGCUGGUGACCAGCAAGGUGACAGAGGCUGUGGAUGUCACCAAGCACAUGGUGGAGGACAGUGUUGACAGGACCAAGUCUGCUGUUGCCUCUACGAUUGUCAAUGCAGUGGAGGCUGCCCAGGGGGCCAAGGAGCUGGUGACCAGCAAGGUGACAGAGGCUGUGGACCUCAGUAAGCACCUUGUGGAGGACAGUGUUGACAGAACCAAGUCUGCUGUGACUUCCACCAUCUCUGCAGCCGUAGGGGCUGCCCAGGGAGCCAAGGAGCUGGUGACCAACAAGGUGACUGAUGCUGUGGACAAGGUCACCAAAGCCGUGGAUGUCACCAAGCACAUGGUGGAGGACAGUGUUGACCUGACCAAGUCUGCAGUUGCUUCCACGAUUGUCAGCGCUGUGGAGGCUGCUCAAGGGGCCAAGGAGAUGGUGACAGACAAGGUGACCAAGGCAGUGGACCUCAGCAAGCACAUUGUAGAAGACAGUGUUGACCUGACCAAGUCUGCUGUUGCCUCUACGAUUGUCAAUGCAGUGGAGGCUGCCCAGGGUGCCAAGGAGCUGGUGACCAGCAAGGUGACAGAGGCCGUGGAUGUCACCAAGCACACAGUGGAGGACAGCAUUGACAGGACCAAGUCUGCUGUUGCUUCCACCAUCACUGCAGCUGUGGGGGCUGCACAGGGGGCCAAGGACCUGGUGGCCAACAAGGUGACCGAAGCAGUGGACCUGACCAAAGGGGCUGUUCAGGACAGCGUUGAGAAGACCAAAUCUGUGGUCACCUCUACGGUCAGUACAGCUCUGGAUGCUGCCUAUGGCACCAUCACCAGCAAGAUCAACACAGCCCUGGAGCAGGGCAGGGAGGUUCUCCAGGAGGGUGUGGAGAUGACCAACUCAGUGGUGACCAACAGCAUAAGCAAGGCCAAGGCAGUGAGCCAGGCAGUGGCUGGAGGUGUGGAAUCUGUCCUGGGAAUGUCAGAAGAUCUGGUGGAUCAUUACCUCCCAAUGACCGAGGAAGAGCUAGGUAAACUGGCCACCACGGUGCAGGGCUUUGGCGUGGCCUCCCUGGAGGAGCAGAAGAGGCAGAGGAGUUACUUUGUGCGCCUGGGCUCGCUGUCGGGCCGCGUGCGGCACCGAGCCUACCAGCACUCCCUGGCCAAGCUGCAGGGCUUCAGGCACCGCACCCAGGACCCCCUGGCACGGCUGCAGAUGGCACUGAGACUGAUUGAGUCUGUGAAACAGGAGGUCGGCCAGAAGCUGCUGGAGGGGCAGCAGAAGCUCCAUCAGCUGUGGGUGGAGUGGAGCCUGACGCAGCCCAAAGGAACCCAAGUCAGAACGGCCCCGCCCUGAGCUCUUCUCUCCCGGCAGGUGGAGCCGCGCACCCUGGCCAUGCUGAGGAUCAUCACCCAGCAGCUGCAGCCCGCCUACCACCGCCUCAGGCUCAGCAUCCACGGCCUCCCCAGCAGCAUCCAGGAGGCCGUGUCUCGGGCCACAAGACACCUCCACAAGCUCCACAGCUCCUUCUCCAGGGCCGUGUCCUUCCAGGACCUCUCCAGAACCACCCUGGCCCGCAGCCAGGACCGCGUGGCGGAGGCCCGCAGGUCCCUGGAUGUCCUCUUUGAGUUUGUCACUCACAACACCCCUCUGAACUGGAUUGUGGGGCCCUUCAGGGCCAUGGCCAAGGUGGCACAGGACAGCAGAAGGCACAAGAAGGAAGAGAUGAGGUGUGAUAGAAAAUUACUCAGGUUGGAAAAGGCUCCGCUAUCACAGGAGGUGACAAAGGCACCUGAAGAGCCAAAGGGAACCAACAGGCUCUCAGAAAAAUGGUUCAGACACAACUUCCUUUGUGCCUGUUGUGCUUCUGGGAAGGCUCGGCCCUGCAGCACAUCUGGCACAGCUGGGGGCAAGGAGCUCAAGAAGAGAUUUCUCUUCAUGGAUCAGCCAAACCCUUCUUCCUUCAUGGAGAAGCACUCGGCAGUGUGGGGUUUUCCUUAAUCAUCUUUCUAAUUUCUGUGAAUGGCUUGAAGGAUUAUCUGUGAGUAACUCCAUGUGUGAAACACUUCACAGCCAUUAAAUGAGGCAGCUUUUCCCAGGAGUUACUCUGCCAUUAGGAUAUCCUGUUAUUAAAAUAGGAGGGAUUUUAAUCCAGGUGCUGGUUCUUUCCCAGAUAAUGCUACUUUGUAAUAAUUUCUAAUGUAACUUAUUUUGGUAACUGUUCCUGGCAUUGUCCCUGUGCCAGGGCUGGUGAGCAGACACUGGAAUAA